This is a messenger RNA of Aedes albopictus (Asian tiger mosquito), 1053 nucleotides long. RefSeq names its product antigen 5 like allergen Cul n 1-like. Bases 118 to 918 code for a protein of 266 amino acids. The record is from RefSeq and is a predicted model, not a curated record. The transcript is spliced from 3 exons. Lineage: Eukaryota; Metazoa; Arthropoda; Insecta; Diptera; Culicidae.
GAUGGGUCAGGUAUCUAGUUCGGUAGUGGUCCCGAAGUGGAACUGUACGACUGUGAUAUUGGUACUAGCGGUCUCAACGAGUGUGUUCUGUUUGAGGAGUGAGGAAAUUCGGACAACAUGAUUGCUGUGGUCAAAUUCUGGAUUUGGCCACUGAUGGUCAUGGCCGCUCUCAAAGUGGCCCACACGGCACCGGACUACUGUGACCAUAAGAUCUGCUUCGGCGGAAUGACCAACAUCGGAUGUCGGAACAACGGCAAGCUGAGCAAGUCUUGCCCGAAGGAUGCCAAGAUCAUCGAAAUGACCGACGAACUGAAGCAACUGAUUUUGGACACCCACAACAACUACCGCAGCACGUUGGCUACCGGAGGGGUGAAAUGGCUGCCCAAGGCCGCUGCUAUGCCCACUUUGACCUGGGACGACGAUCUGGCUGCCACGGCUCAGAUGAACGCGAACCGUUGUGAACGAGGUCACGACAAGUGCCAUAAUACCCAGAAAUACUUGAACUCCGGUCAGAACUUGAACUUUAUCGCAACCAGUGCCGAUACGAUCGACGUCAAGGAUCAGGUCCCGAAACUGAUCAGCAGCUGGUGGGAUGAGCGUCACGAUGUCAACAAGAACAUGGUCAACACCAUGUACGAUCCGGGCAAGAGCGUGAUGGUGUUCCACUUUGCUGUGCUGGGAAGCGAUAAGGUCAACAAGGUCGGAUGCGGUCUAGCCCAAUGGACCAAUGAUGAUGCUUGGCUGCAGAUGUACCUGGUCUGCAACUACUCGUUCAACGACUUCAUCGGUAUCCCCAUCUACGUCAAGGGUAAUCCAUGCUCUCAGUGCAAGACUGGCUGCAAUCCGAAGUUCGCCGGUUUGUGUAACGAGGAUGAACCGGUCCCGCAGUUGAUCGACUAUCCGGCUCCACAGGCUUGAGCAUGUGCUGCAGAGCUAAAUUGCGAAAUGGUACAAACUAUGUACUUUCGAUAACUUAGAGUUUUAAGACCAAAAUUACUAAACCAAAACGCCAUGUCUGGUAAGGAGUAACAAAUAAAUCAUUAGUGGUUGGGA